AUGCCCAAACAACAAGAGCGCAAGAUCAGGGACGGCAAUGGCUCUGACAGGGAUAGAGCCAUGGCCAGCAGCACAGGGGUUGAUAUCGGAAAGCCCAAGAAGAAGAGGGAGAGGAAGGAUGGCAACUCGGGAGUCUUCGGCCGUCUGCUGCAGCGCGCAAAAAGUACAAAGGGCAGCAAGCCGCCGCGCCAGCGAGCCGACGCAGACUCGUCCGAGCAAGCCGCCCUCGUCCACAGCUUGAGGGAGGAGCUGAAGCCCGCAGAAUCCGGGGGUUCUCCGCCACAAUCACCCCUGAACUCACCAUACACUGAGCUACAUCCUCAACCGCAACAACGAACCACUGAAAGAGGCGCCCAGGCGCAACCUGCAGCGGCGCUAGAUCCCAAAAUGCCGACCCCGGGCCUCAAAAAGAGGGCUAGCUUUCGGGAUCGAAUAAGAUCGUGGCAGAAGAUCCCGAGCGGCAGCUUGAGCCCGUCCCUAGAAGAAUCCAAGUCCCAGUUUGUUUACACACCCAGGCACGCCGCCGCCGAUUUUGAGCGCUUAGCAGUGUCGCCCACGUCGCCACCGCCACGCCGCAUGUCAAGUGAAGCCCGGUCCGCGGUUCCAUCUCCCGAGAACAAUGCCGAUGUACUCGUGAGGCCACGGCGGUCUCCGCCCCUGCUGCAGACUUUGGAGGAGACCGAGGCAGGGGCUCCUGCACUUCGAACCCAGUCGCGGCCGAAGCGCCGCGAGACGGAAUCUCCGAGAGCCGAGCCGAGAGCUGGUAAGAAUGCGUCACCACCGCGGCACUCGAGGUCCCGGCCAAGCCGCGAUUCCUAUACGGUGGCAGAAGACGCCUGGGAAGCUUUGCAGGUGCAGUCGCCCAUGCAGCAGGCUGCAGCGGCGGCACUCAGAUUGCCCCGGGCGCCAUCCCUAGAACCCCACGUCCUCGACACGAGAACUUCCACAACCACCGCCGCCGGCGUGGUCGGAUCCGAGCCGGAACCCCACCCCCACUCCGACGCUGCUCCACCCAGCGACUACGAGAGCUUCCUCGCCCGCGCCCAAGCCAAAGACCGCGCGCACCGCGAGCAGGUUCUACGCAGCAUCUCGCAGCGCUCUGCAGAGCUCAAGCCGAGCCCCCACCUGCAAUACGCCUCGGCCAGCUCCUCGGCCGACAUGAGUGCCGGGUCGACAGUCGUGGCGGGACAAACCCCGGCGGACGAGAGUAGGAGCAAGAGCAGCCGCGGCGGGGGCGACGAGCAGCAGCAGCAGCAGCAACCCUUCCGCCGGGGACAUGCCAAGCGCGCGAGCUGGGCGCCGAGCUUCGACGCAAGCGGCUACGAUGCCGAGAAGACCCUCGAGAAGAAGAGCACAUCCACCGCGGCCACCCGCCACGCGCAGCAGCAGCAGCCCAUCGUCAUGGGGGUCGACGACACGUUCCAGCGGCCUGGGUCCCGGAUGGGAGACAAUAGCAGCCAGUCGCAACAGCCCGUCCGCACGCUGCGCAGGCAGGGGAGCAUCACGCAGCGCAUCGCCGAGUACAUCCGCCCGGCGCGCGAGGACAUUGCCAGCAAUUCUAACUACGAGCCGUCCGUCUACUACCGCCCGCCGAGCCGCGCCGGCAUAAGACGCUCGGGAAGCCAGAUGCAGCAGCCGAUCGAGACCCUCGUCGAAUGA
Messenger RNA from Lasiosphaeria miniovina, 1659 nucleotides. RefSeq lists its product as uncharacterized. The transcript has a single exon. Lineage: Eukaryota; Fungi; Ascomycota; Sordariomycetes; Sordariales; Lasiosphaeriaceae. The record is from RefSeq and is a predicted model, not a curated record. Bases 1 to 1659 code for a protein of 552 amino acids.